Brassica napus (rape) is the source of this 2090-nucleotide messenger RNA. RefSeq names its product omega-hydroxypalmitate O-feruloyl transferase-like. Lineage: Eukaryota; Viridiplantae; Streptophyta; Magnoliopsida; Brassicales; Brassicaceae. The record is from RefSeq and is a predicted model, not a curated record. The transcript is spliced from 2 exons. The coding region runs from base 295 to 1650 and encodes 451 amino acids. Gene Ontology annotation, molecular function: acyltransferase activity, transferring groups other than amino-acyl groups.
AACACAACACAAAAAAAGCAACAACAGUGACAAUUUUUUGCUUUUAAAGAAACGAUAAACGCUUCCAUGUGACUCUGGACUAAAGCGACGCCCAGUUGAUUUUUCCAUGCAACUCCGUUUCAAAACUUAUGCUACAUUUAUUGUGGGAUCCAUAUUACUAACCAUGGAUAAUCUCAUACUAUAAUUUACACGCUAAUAACCAUCUAUCACCAUGUGUUAGUCUAUAUAAUAAAGAUUAAGCUUCAACCCUAAAUCACAAACUCCACUCAAAACACAAAUAAACGAGAGAGAGAGAUGGCUACUUCGUACCAAGAAUCUUCAUCAUUGCUUCUUCAAGAUCUCAAAGUGACGAUCAAAGAAGCAUCACUCAUUUUCCCAUCUCAAGAAACCUUAACUCAUGAGAGAAAAUCUAUGUUUUUGUCAAAUGUCGACCAAGUUCUCAACUUUGAUGUCCAAACGGUUCAUUUCUUCCGACCAAACGAAGAUUUUCCUCCGGAGAUUGUGUCGGAGAUGCUGAGAAAGGCGUUGGUGAGAGCAAUGGACGUUUACGAGUUUUUGGCAGGGAGACUUCGGGUGAACCCUAGCUCUGUUCGGCUUGAUGUUGACUGUAACGGUGCAGGAGCUGGGUUUGUAACGGCAGCGAGUGAGUACACUUUGGAGGAGCUUGGAGAUUUGGUUUAUCCAAAUCCAGCUUUUGCUAAAUUGGUUACAAGUCAGCUUCAAAGUGUGCCUAAAGAUGACCAACCACUGUUUGCUUUUCAGGUGACAUCAUUCAAGUGCGGUGGAUUUGCAAUAGGAAUCUCAACAAACCAUACAACGUUCGACGGACUUAGUUUCAAAACAUUUCUCGACAACUUAGCCUCCCUUCUAAGCGAGAAGCCCUUGUCAACCCCUCCAUGCAACGACCGUACUCUUCUCAAAGCUCGUUCUCCACCACGUGUCACAUUCCCACACCACGAGCUUGUCAAGAUCCAAGACUCCGAGACAACAACAACCGUCUUCGAAGCCACUUCAGAGCACUUAGACUUCAACAUCUUCAAGCUAUCAUCUCAACAAAUCCUGAGACUGAAGGAGAAGGCCUCAGAGAGUAUCAGUAGUACUGGUUGUGUUCGUGCGACCGGUUUCAACGUCGUAACCGCUUUGGUUUGGAGGUGCAAGGCACUCUCUUAUGUAAAAGAAGAGGAUCUUGAAAAAGAAUCAACGAUUCUUUACGCGGUGGACAUCAGAGGGAGGCUGAAUCCUCAGCUCCCCUCUUCGUACACUGGAAACGCGGUUUUAACCGCGUACGCGAAGGCUAAACGAAAGGCAUUGCUCGAAGAGCCGUUUGGGAGGAUAGUGGAAAUGGUGGGAGAAGGUGCGAAUCAGAUCACAGAUGAAUACGCGAGAUCAGCUAUAGAUUGGGGAGAGAUGUACAAAGGGUUCCCACAUGGGGAGGUUUUGGUUUCUUCUUGGUGGAAACUAGGUUUUGCGGAGGUUGAGUAUCCAUGGGGAAAGCCUAAGUAUUGCUGUCCCGUUGUGUAUCAUCGGAAAGACAUAGUUUUGCUGUUUCCAGACAUUGAUGGAGAUAGUAAAGGUGUUUAUGUCUUGGCUGCUUUGCCUUCUAAGGAGAUGGCUAAGUUUCAGAAUUGGUUUGAAGACACCCUUUCCUGAUUUCAGAAUUUUACUUCAUUACUUCGGUACCUCUUUAUCAAAAAAAAACAAAAGAAAAAAAUCAGUAUGGUUUGAAGUUGAAUUUGGUUUUCAUAUAAAAGAUCAAGCUAAAAAGUAUUAAAAAUAAUUAUUUAUUAAAAACUAUUUCGCUUAGUAUACUAUUUUUUGCAUUCAAUAAAUUUUUAAUAUAUAUACAUGAAAUAAAAAUCAUAAUGAAUUUCAGUUUAUUUUGUUUGGUUGUAAAAUUGGCCUUGUUGGGUUUUCUAUGCGAUACGAUUAUACUGCUAGAUAUGGUAUUUGAUUACUGUUUGAAAAUAGUACUUUACACGGUCCCAUAUAUUGUUUUUUGUUACUUAAAGAUAGUAUACAAAACGUUGUAAUGAACAAAAAGGAUACUGUAAUGAAAACAAAUACAUAAGAUUUUAUAGUUGUAAAGGCUA